Molecule: messenger RNA, 7494 nt
Organism: Etheostoma spectabile (orangethroat darter)
Lineage: Eukaryota; Metazoa; Chordata; Actinopteri; Perciformes; Percidae
Gene: igsf11
Product: immunoglobulin superfamily member 11
Exons: 9
Coding region: 517-1971 (484 amino acids)
Cellular component (GO): cell-cell junction
Source: RefSeq, a predicted model, not a curated record
AGCUCAGCUACAGCAGAACAGACGAGAAACCAUGGAGCGCAACAAGACGCGUUGGAGAGACUCACCAAGUGGACGGGUAAAGUGCCAGUUUCUGGUCUGUUUGUAAGUCACUUUCAGCGACAGCCGGCAUAUUUUUGUUCACCAGCAGGUGUACAUUAAGUUGUACCAAGUGUGCGUAAACUGACUGGAGAAGUCUAGGAAAGAAAACAAUCUUGGAAUGACCAGCGGCUACCAAAGAACAGGAGGAGAGAAGUAAAAAAAGAGCCCGAAGGAGAAACGAGUGCCCGUUGGAUAGAAAUGCUCUCUGUGUUGUUUUCUUCGCACAUUUCACGUUGUUUUAGGGAAAUGUCGCUGGUCUGCGCUGCGUAAAACCCCGGACUGCUUUCAUGCCACAUGCCUUGAGAAGGAACAGUUAGGCUACUUAUAUUCAGAGGAAACUGUGAGCGGAGCUGAGAUUUCAUAAAGAAGGAGGCACUGGGCUACAACUGAGGACCAGUCACUGAACAGCUACGAACCAUGGUGAAGUUUCAUAACUCGGACCUAUGGAUAGCCUGGAUGGUCAUUUUCUGCAUGGAGGGGUCAAGGUUUGAUCUACACACGGGGAAAGUGUGUGUGCGAGCGCUGGAUGUCACAGUGUCCCAGAGCAGUAUUCAGGUGGCCCGUGGCCAAGCAGCCGUCCUGCCCUGCUCCUUCACCACCAGCGCUGCCCUCAACAACCUCAACAUCAUCUGGAUGGUGAUACCACUGUCCAAUGCCAACCAGCCGGAACAGUCCAAGCAGGUGAUCAUUUACCAGGGCGGCCAGGUUUUCAGCCUCGCCAACCACCUCAAUGGCCGUGUGGGCUUCGUGGCCACUAUGCCAAGUACAAGUGCCUCCAUCUUCAUCAACAACACCCAGCUGUCCGACACUGGGACCUACCAGUGCCUGGUCAACAACCUCCCAGACAGAGGUGGGCGCAACAUCGGCGUCAUUGGGCUCACCGUUUUGGUGCCCCCCUCAGUACCAGCAUGUCGAAUCCAGGGCACGCUGGAUGUAGGCAGUGACAUCAUGCUGAUCUGCAGCUCAGAGGAAGGCAUUCCCACACCGUCCUACUCCUGGGAGAAGCUGGACGUGUUGCCCAAGCUGCCGCACAACGCCAUGCAAGACCAGAUGCAGGGCACUGUAACACUGAGAAACAUCAGCACCAGCAACUCAGGACUCUAUCAGUGUACCUCCAGCAAUGUUAUUGGCAAGAGCACUUGUCUGCUCAACCUGCAGGUCGUAGCACCCCAGCCUCAGAGUGUGGGUCUGAUAGCGGGCACCAUUGCUACAGGAGUCCUAGCUGUCAUCAUCUGUUCCCUGUUGGUGGUGGUCACACUCUUUUACUGGAAGAACAAGAACAAAUAUGAUGAGGAGGAGAUCCCCAAUGAGAUCAGAGAAGAUGACCUUCCUCCUAAGAGGUCAUCAUCAGUAAAGGCUUUCCAUGCCGAUGCCUCAUCCUCAGAGAACGACACACUGACAUCUACCAACACCUACAACAGCCGCUACUGGCACAACCCCAAACCCAACUAUGACACCAACUCCUAUACACGCUACAAUGGAGACACUCGUCAGACCUUCUCCACUGCUGCUCACGUUUCACAUGCACAUGGACAGGCUCAGAACCCAGGACACAGCCACAGUACAGUGGUCACAGCGCCAGGCUCAGCUCCUCUCUCCCGCCACGUGCAACCCACAACGGCAACGACAACACCGUUUGCCAAUGGCAGCCACACGCUCCCACCACCCAAGACUCUGGUGGUCACCACAAACUCUGCCCCAUCCCCUCCCGCCAUGGUGCGCAGCAACGGCUCUGUGAGCCUCAAACCGAUAGUGACGUCCACACACGGGCAGCACACGCACUCCUACGCAGUGAGCCAGGCCACGCUGGAGCGGAUGGGGGCGGUGCCUGUCAUGGUGCCUGCCCAGAGCAGAGCAGGCUCGCUGGUGUGAAAGCUCAUUUGGUAAACUGUUCUCUUUGAAAACCAGACUGUGUUUGAAACCCACUGAUUAAAAAAACAAACACUAAAUAUGGGCUGAAGCAGCCCGUUGCCCUUUACAACUGUGUCUUUCUUUAUGUAACACACUGGGAUUUUACAGUGCAGAGUUCAUUUGAUGCCAAUUCCUUGAUGAGCGGGACCCUUGUAGACAAGCAUCAUCCCCUUAUUGGAUUGAAUAUCCUGGCUGGUGUGGUGGGAACUAUUUUUCAACAACUUGGAUGAUUUAACAAACCUGGAGUGAAAUUUUUUGCAGAACCUGGAUUCCCUGGUCAUUUUCAGGGCUGGAUCAUUGUGAUGAUUGGGUUAUUUGUGGGGGACUCAAAGCAACACAAAGCAUUUUCAUCUAAAUGUGUUCAUUCUGCAUGGUCAGACAGAAGUGAGCUUGGAUUACCACAUAAAUGCAUGUGUCUCUUGUUUUAGGAUAACAAAUUAAAUCCAUUUUAGUUCCAAGAAUUUAAUUUCCCAGUUGUAAUUUUGAUUGACAGAAAAAUGAAAUGCUGUUGGGUGAAAGGGCCUUAGACGCUUUCAGAGAGUGGUUUUAUUGGGUGCAAUACAUUGCAUAAAAUACUUUACUUAACCAAAUGCAAACAUUUUAAUUACAUUUUUGCACUUUUUAGAGCAAUUUUAUAUCAAACCUGCUGUCUUAUAAAAUCUUACUUAGUCUUAAAUAUUGACAUACUUUAAGGCCAUUGCAUAUCAAGUCUGUAUUUUGUUUUAUAGUUAUGUACAGACACCUUGCACACUGAGGGCGUUUUCUUGCACCCGGCGCAGCUCAGCAUGAUGCCCAACGCAAGUGUCUUUGCUAGUGUGAGAACAAAACAGUUGACAAUUUUCCGUCCAGCACCCAUGUCAUUUUAAUAGCAAAUGCACAUCUUUGUGCCCAUGGCCGUGCUGGCCUUACAGGGAGGUGUGUUCAGGUGAAUUCUUGGCAUAUUCCUAUCUUGAGGCAGCGGGAAGUGAUUGCGCUAUUGACCAACAAAAACCUGAUCUAAAGUCAAUUACAUUGUUAUUGUGGUGCAUUUAUAUAGCGCUUUUCUAGUCUUAACGACUACUCAAAGCGCUUUUACAUAGUACAGGAACCAUCCAUCAUUCACACACAUUCACACACUGUAGCCACGGCUGACGUACAAGGUGUACAAGGUGAUGACCCAACUGCUCAUCAGAUAAACACUCACACACAUUCACACUCCGAUGGCGCGGCAACGGGGGCAACUCAGGGUUCAGUGUCUUGCUUAAGGACACUUCAACAUGGGACUAAAAGACAAGGGAUUGGACCACCAACCUUUCAAUUGGCAGGCCACCACUCUACCACUGAGCCACAGCCGCCCCGUUUGCUCGAACAGCAAAUUAGUAAAACGCAUUUAGGCUUAUACACAGCACGUCCACACUAUGCUUGUUAAACACACAAGGACGCACAGCAGCACACACAUGCAAAAGAUUACAACUAAAAAUGUGACAAAUACGCCAUCAUAAUAGCAAUGAGCCAAGGUAAAAUUGCGUCUGGCUGUUAAAGGGAAUGGGAGAUGACCUUCUGAUUUGGUGGGAGAUGACCCUCUGAUUUGGUUUAUUGCAUGUCACGGCCAAAACACACCUAUGAAUUAAUGAAGCCACUAAGUACAACCCUUUUGAACCAUGUGCCCAACGCAUGGACCCUGCAGAAGAGACACACCCUAAACGCACCUGCACCUUGCACUUCACCCCUUGCGCUUAGAAUGUUAAAAUAGGGCCCUGAGUCUGUUGCGUUUCAUUACUCUAUCCAUUAGGGUUGACCCUAAAGUCGAAUAGGAAUUAAUAUAUAUAUAUUCUAGGAAUAAAUAAGAGCCUGAUUAUGCCCCGUCCAGAUUAGACCAAAGAUUCUGGACAAGACGAGUGAAAACUUGCACCUACUUCUAAUGCGCUUGUCUGCAAUGUUCUGAAACCUGCCAGUUUACACCAAUGCGACAAAAUGAGAGUGUAUCAUCUUCAUAGCACAACUCUUAUGUACUUUCGUCCUAAAUUCAGACUUUCAGGUUUUUUCUGUAGCCGGAUGUCAUUUGUUGCAUCUAAAUAUGAAAGUGGAUAACGUUAGUGAUAGUGAGGUUCUUGGUACAGCUGCAUUUCUUGUGGAGCUGAAACGGCAAUAACAGCGUUUUAUUUCUCUAAUUCACUGCUUUGUUUUAACAACGCUUGGUCUCUUCAGUUACUCUCUAGCUUGUUCAACCAUACUGUGCUUGCGGGCACUCGUUGAGCCUCCGAGUCGGUUUAGACCGCUGCAACCUUUCCCUGCAACGUUCUAAACCGGUUUUGUUUCAUCGCAAGUUUUUAAAGCUUUUAAUACAUCUUUUUAAAGUGGGUAAAGUAGUCUGUAUCCAUGACGUUCCACUUCUGGGAUUGCUCCAUUGCCACCAGAAAUUCCGCCAGAUGUCACUCUUUUUGGCUGGAUGUGUGUAACCUUCUGCUGUCUUUGUGUUGGAAUUUUAAACCUGUGUUGAUUGUUGAGGACUAUGCUUAACUGCUCCUCAGAUCUCUGCAGGGUAAAGUCUGUAGUUAGACUAUCUGUCCAAUCUGAGUUUUAUGUUGCAUAACUAAAACAACCCUUGAACGUACACACAUUCAAGCAAAACAAAGGAGGCCAUUUUGCAGAGUUGCCUUUGCUUUGUCCAGCGGUUAGCACCACCCAAAACAAUUGUGAUUGGUUUAAAGUAAUGCCAAUAAACCACUGCAUCUUUCUCUCCCAUCCCAGAAUUCUGGGUUGAUUAGCCAGAACUUCCUGUUAUGCAGAGCUGUGGAGGAAGGUCUGGCAAUGCAAGACUAUGGGUAAAUAAGUCCAACCGCCCCAUGACAGGUUUAGGUUUCACUUUCCAUGAUCCGUGACCAACUGUUGCCCACACCCACAUGUAACUAUUUGUUAUGAAAAUUUGCAAUACAAGACAAAAUGGAGUUGACAAGCAGUGAGGACGAAUUCACUGUAGGUGGCCGGCUCUGUCUUUUGUUAAGUCUAUGGUUAUUUGUGAGAUUUGUGAAGAUCAGUAGGCCUACCUACCAUCCCACAUCCCUGGAAAUGAAAAAAGCACAGAAAAUGGAUGAAAAGUCUUGGAAUCAUUGUGUAAACGCAAUUCACACAGCAUUAGGUUGGAUUUGUUAUUAAUUGUAGGGAAAUUUCCGACUAAAAAUACAGACUUGCUGUGCAAAGGCCUUUUCCUAAUUAAUAUACGGUAUAGCUAAACUUUUAUCCACAUACAAAACACAAGUAAUAUUUGUAAGCAUAUACCGUAGAUGGUGAUAUAAAAAUAGCACAAGCACUGGGUUUUCACAUCAGAAAAUUACUGACCCCUCAUUUAAACUUGAAACUCCAGAAGGAUAUUGUCAUAGUCUUUGCUGUGUUCAUCCUCGCUGUUGUCUUAAUCCGGAUCAUGUCAAAUUAGUGCUGCUUUGAGAAGACGUGGCUAAGAAGAGGUCUUAGUUCAUAAAUGCUUUAUAAAGAGACAAAUAUAUAUUUAAAGGUGAUUUGUUUCCCCUUGGCAAAGGCUAACACCUAUUUUCUACUGUACAUAUUGUAACUUCAACAGUAGGCUAGAUUGUGAAUCAAAGAAAAUGUAUUGCGUCUGACCAAUGCAUAUUCUACAACUCAUGUGUCUUAAUUAAAAAAAAACAAACCUUUUUGUUACAUUAGACAACAAGCUGGGUUUGAUAGUCAGUGUUAUUGGUUUCAAUGAAGGGUUUUUUGUAUUUUAUGUUUUCAUUUUCUAAUAAGUAUUGCCAUUUCAUUACAAUUUCUGAGGUAAAUACAGUAUGGUUUAACAAGAAUGGCCAUAUGUUUAUAAAUAAUAGACACUUAUGCUGUAUGGUAGAACGUUUCACUGUGUUUCUAACCUACUGUAUUUAUAUUUUGACCAAUUUUCACCAGUCUGUUAAAUAACUUUUAGUGUCCCCAAAUUAAGCAAUCCUCAUUUUUUGUUGUGCAUUACCUAAAUGCACAACACUAAUAAUUUCUUGUAGCUAUGAUGCAAUAUUUCAUUCAGCAAUUAUUUGUGUUAAAUGCAGUAUUGGAAAGUGUUUUUCCUUCUUCAGAGCAAUUUUGUUUAAAACUAAUGAGUUUUAAUUAAAUGUGCUGUUUUGGCAUUAAAGUUUUACUGAGACAAAUUUAUGUGCUAACAAUACAAACAGUGCUGUCAGCUUUAAAACAUUAUCUCAAGAUAUAUGGUGGAAACAUGUUUCUUUCAUUUAUAUUAUUUACUCAAGAGUACUUCAUUGACUUUAGAAAAAUGUUUUAAAAUAAAUUUAUGUAUGUCUUCAUUCUGUUUCCUUGUAAGUGUUAAAUGAACUCAGAUACAGUUACUUGAAUUAGAAAAAAAUAAAAACGUAAACAAACUGUGAGGGUUGGCAGCUAGUUUAGAAUUAUAUUAGUGUAUUAUUUUAGACUGGAAACAUAAUUAAAACAGAAUGCUCUUUAAUCCCUACAAUUCUUUUGGAUCAUUUGAACAAUAAAUACUAGCCAAGGUGUACUUUUGUUAUUGAUGUCAUCCCUUAUUUCACACAUUUAUGGAGUCACAAAAUAGACCCCAUAAGUAGCAGUCAACACUGGUUUUCCAUCACAGUUUGUCAGUGAUGUAGGCCAGCCGUUUGGAUAUAAAGGUAUUGCUGAAUAUCUCCUGUUUUUUUGCCUGGAAGUUAUGACAUAAAUGUCUAAUAGUACAAUAUCUGCAUUGCUAUUUAUUUAUUAGCUAUUCUUUCAGUUAUGUACCAGUCCAGAUCAAUCACAAAUAUGGUUGUUCGUCUAUGUACAUUGACCCCGGUCUAACCACAGAUGCACCUGCUCAGUCUUACAGUUACAUUCAUCCAACAUGUUUGCUCUUUGUUUUGUUUUUUGUCUCAAGGCUGUCUAAUUUGUGGAAGAGUUACUGUACUUUGUUUAAAUUCACCUGCAACACAGACACACACACACAUUGAUUUAUAUGUACUGUGAGGCUUUAAGAGGUCAAAUGAUCCAAGGUAAGUUAUCACCUCCCCCUUCUCUUUGUCUGACAGCGUUUUUUGAAUAAAGUCUUCUGUCUUUGUACUCACCAUCUCUAUGAGUAUCCCUGCCUUGAGCACUGGCUGACAACAUUAAAGAAAAUCUUUUCUUCAAAGAUAUCUGGCUUUUCACUUCCCAAAGAAAAUGUCUGGCUGGAAAAGCUAAACCGAGAUUAUUUUUGCUUUAACUCUGCCCUCCGUUUGCAGGAGCAAUAGAGAAAAGAGCGCACAAUCGGUAGAAAACUACUGAGGCUGUAACCAAGAUUAAAUAAACAUCUUAUCUUCUACCCUGGCCAUAGGCUUGGGUGUGGUACACAAGGUGAUAUAUGGGUUCUGUAGAAUAAAUGACGUGAUAUAUUGCCAAUAAUAAAACCAAUCUGUAAAUAUGUAUACAACUACAUUUUGUUCUUACUGUUGGAUUGAAAUAAAAUGGGAAAAAUAACACUGGAAAUUGUAGUAAAUAAAUAUAGUUAAUACAUUCUAA